Molecule: messenger RNA, 1236 nt
Organism: Physeter macrocephalus (sperm whale)
Lineage: Eukaryota; Metazoa; Chordata; Mammalia; Artiodactyla; Physeteridae
Gene: ELF5
Product: E74 like ETS transcription factor 5
Exons: 8
Coding region: 406-1173 (255 amino acids)
Biological process (GO): regulation of transcription by RNA polymerase II; cell differentiation
Cellular component (GO): nucleus
Molecular function (GO): DNA-binding transcription factor activity, RNA polymerase II-specific; sequence-specific DNA binding
Source: RefSeq, a predicted model, not a curated record
GCCCAGUGAUGUAUUAGCGCAUAAACAGCCAAUGUGUAGAUGCUUCACUGGGUGGAUUUUUGGUCGCAUGCCCGAAGCGAGGCUGAUGAUCUCUGCCAGGGUCAGGAAGGGAUUUUCCUCCUCUGGCCAACUGGCCAAGGCUGGGUGGUUUCCUGCUUCUCCUCUCUCUGGAAGGCUGAGCAGAGGUGCCAUGGACACCACACCUGUGACUGCUGCCUCUGACUCGGGUGAGGGCAGGAAGCCCGCAAGCCUGUCUCUCUGACUGUGUGGACCCUCCCCGUGCACCUUGAACCACCAAAGGGAAUCAGAUACAGACGGUGCUGUGUACAGCCCUGGAGAGAUUACAGAGCAAGCGAGUGGGCUGGUGCAAAAAGAAGAAAAAAAAGGAGUCUUUAAAGGAGGGUGAUGUUGGACUCAGUGACACACAGCACCUUCCUGCCCAACACGUCCUUCUGCGACCCCCUGAUGUCGUGGACUGACCUGUUCAGCAAUGAAGAGUAUCACCCUGCCUUUGAGCAUCAGACAGCCUGUGACUCCUACUGGACGUCUGUCCACCCUGAGUACUGGACGAAGCGCCACGUCUGGGAAUGGCUCCAGUUCUGCUGCAACCAGUAUAAGCUGGAUGCCAACUGCAUCUCCUUCUGCCACUUCAACAUCAGCGGCCUGCAGCUGUGCAGUAUGACACAGGAGGCGUUCAUCGAGGCAGCUGGUGUCUGCGGGGAGUACCUGUACUUCAUCCUCCAGAACAUGCGCUCGCAAGGUUACUCCAUUUUUAAUGAACCUGAAGAGACCAAGGCCACCAUCAAAGACUAUGCUGUUUCCAGUUGCUUGAAAACAAGUGGCAUCAAAAGUCAAGACUGUCACAGUCAUAGUCGAACAAGCCUCCAGAGCUCUCACCUAUGGGAAUUUGUGCGAGACCUGCUUCUAUCUCCUGAGGAAAACUGUGGCAUUCUGGAAUGGGAAGAUAGGGAUCAAGGUAUUUUUCGGGUGGUUAAAUCAGAAGCCCUGGCAAAGAUGUGGGGACAAAGGAAGAGAAAUGACAGAAUGACGUAUGAAAAGUUGAGCAGAGCUCUGAGGUACUACUAUAAAACAGGAAUUCUGGAACGGGUCGACCGAAGAUUAGUAUACAAAUUUGGAAAAAACGCACACGGGUGGAAGGAAGACAAGCUAUGAUCUGCUCCAUCAUCAAACUCAUUUUAUGGAUUUCUGUCUUUUAAAACAAUAGAUUGCAAUAGA